This is a messenger RNA of Linum tenue, 2503 nucleotides long. The record is from the annotation of a GenBank genome assembly. NCBI's taxonomy places the organism in Eukaryota, Viridiplantae, Streptophyta, Magnoliopsida, Malpighiales, Linaceae.
CAAGAGAUUCUCGGCCGGCACUAUUUUCUUUAGAAUUAUUUAUCAAGUGUCUUCCAUUGUAUUUCUUUUCUUACACUGUAUAGAUGAAUAGACAGAUGCAUCCAUAUUCCUUACUCGGGCAGUACACAGCCACUCCUAGCUAGCUACAGCAGUCACCUGGUUGCCUUUCCUGCCACCCAUCCAUGCAGCUUCAGUUUCGUCAUAGAAUUUUUCGCCUAGCUCUUCUAUCUUGAAUUCAAUCAUACAUCUAAAUUCCAUUUGAUAAUUUCUAGGGGGAAAGUACAUAAAAAGUUCUGAACGACUGAACUUGGCCAGUAAAUGGUCAGUUUUUUUUUUACAGUUAAUGAUGAUGAUGUGGUCAAGCAAGUGAAGCCCAACCCUCGGAUUCACGUGCCCUGGUGACUGGUGAGUAACAGAAUACAUUUGAUAAAGAAAGAAAAAAAUUAGGAAAAAAGAUCAGAUAAGGAAGAAUGAUAAUAUAUAUAGAAUUAGAGAUAGAAGAGGAAACCAACAGGCAAGGUACAAUCAUUAUAAGGAUUCCUUUUUCUCUCUUUCUCUGGCUGCUUGCUACUUUUUCGGCUUCUUUUCCAUAAUUACCAGAAGAUAUACUCUUUCAUUUCACAUGGCUUAUCUCAUUUUUUCGUUUUGAAAGUUAUCUCGCUUCACCAUUUUCACUAUUUAAAUAUAUGUGCACAUAAGCAGGUGAAUGAAACCCACAUUUAUUGUUCAUUGGUAGGUGGGUUUCUUAAGGACUGUGUCAAGGAUCAAGUUGGGAGAAAGAGAGAUGGGUAGGUCUUGGUUUGGUGGAGGGGCUCUGAAUCCUUUCAUUCUCGCUGCUGCUGUGUUUUUGGUGGUGCUUUUGAGCAAUGUGGAAGCCUACCCGGUUGAGGAUCUGGUUGUGAACUUGCCCGGCCAGCCUAAAGUUGGGUUCAGGCAAUUUGCUGGUUAUAUUGAUAUUGACGUCAAGACUGGGAAGAGCCUGUUCUAUUACUUUGUUGAGGCCGAUUCCACUCCUCUAAGCAAGCCACUAAGUCUCUGGCUCAAUGGAGGACCAGGAUGCUCCUCAAUUGGCGGAGGUGCGUUCACAGAAUUGGGUCCCUUUUAUCCAAGGGGUGAUGCCCGCAGCCUUAGAAUAAACAGAAUGUCAUGGAACAGAGCAUCAAAUCUACUCUUUGUUGAAUCCCCUGCGGGAGUAGGAUGGUCUUACUCAAACACCAGUUCUGAUUACAAGACAGGAGAUGCUGCCACUGCAAUGGAUAUGCGCAUAUUCUUGUUGAAUUGGUUGGCAAAGUUCCCAGAGUACAAGUCCUUGCCAUUUUUUCUAACGGGAGAAAGCUAUGCAGGACAUUAUAUCCCUCAAUUGGCUGACCUCCUUCUUGAACAUAAUGCACACUCCAAGGGAUUCAAGUUCAACCUCAAGGGAGUUGCAAUUGGGAACCCACUCCUGAACCUGGACCAGGACGCAGGGUCUCCAUACGAGUUCCUCUGGUCUCAUGGCAUGAUGUCUGACGAGCUUCACCAGACAAUCACCAAGGAAUGCGACUUCGACGACUACACUUUCGAGAAUCCCCACAAUGAAUCAGAUAGCUGCAACGAUGCCUUGUCGACGGCGAUGGACAUCGUCGGCAACUACGUGAACAACUAUGAUGUUCUCCUCGAUGUCUGCUACCCAUCCAUAUUCGAGCAAGAACUGAGACUCAAGAAACUGGCAACCAAGAUUAGCCUCGGGAUUGACGUGUGCAUGUCCAGCGAAAGGAAAAUGUACUUCAACCUUCCUGAAGUGCAGAAGGCUCUCCAUGCUAACAGAACCGGCCUUCCGUACCCAUGGUCCAUGUGCAGCUCGGAAUUAGAGUACCAAGAUACUGAUGGUAACAUCGACAUUCUCCCAGUACUCAAAAAGAUCAUUCAAAACGGUAUCCCGGUCUGGAUUUUCAGUGGGGAUCAAGAUUCUGUUGUCCCGUUGAUGGGCUCGCGAACCCUGGUUCGCCAGCUGGCUGAUGAUCUCAAGUUCAAGGUUACAGUUCCAUACUCUACUUGGUUCCACAAAAACCAGCAGGUUGCGGGUUGGGUGACCGAAUACGGGAAUAUGCUGACAUUUGCGACGGUGAGGGGAGCAGCGCAUAUGGUUCCAUAUGCACAGCCAUCAAGAGCUCUGCAUCUCUUCAGCGCCUUCCUUCGCGGGAAAAGGCUCCCUGAUCAUCCCAAAAUCUCCGAGUAAGGAAAGCCCAGGCCCAGAAAUUGGAGGGCUGAAGGGGGCCAAGAUAAACUGCAAGGCCCAAAUUCUUGAAAGGAAAGUAGGAAGGAGGAAAAGAGCAGCAAUAAUAAAAGUAGUUAGGUGGUCGGUCUAGAUUUUCUUUAAAGAGAAAAAAAAGGAAAUUUGGUUUUUUUUUUAGAAAGAUAGGAAGGUAUUAGUGAGAGCUAAUGGGGAGUUUAUGGUUUGAUUGAUGAUGAGGCAAUUGGAAAGGGGGAAGAGCAUUACAUUGUUGUUCGCUCGUUUUCUUUU